Molecule: messenger RNA, 366 nt
Organism: Anisakis simplex (herring worm)
Lineage: Eukaryota; Metazoa; Nematoda; Chromadorea; Rhabditida; Anisakidae
Source: the annotation of a GenBank genome assembly
AUGAUGCGUUGUUCAAUGGUGUUAUUGGUAGUGCUGUCGGUGAUGGUUGCGAUUGGUUGGUGCGAUGAGAGGAAGGUGACUCGCUUACAGAUCGGCAUCAAGAAACGUGCCGAGAAAUGCGAUAUGAAAGCAAUGAAGGGUGACGUUCUUCACAUGCAUUACACUGGUACGCUUGAAGAUGGUACCGAAUUCGAUAGUAGUCGAACACGCAAUCAGGAAUUUACUUUCACGUUGGGUAUGGGUCAGGUGAUUAAGGGAUGGGAUCAGGGCUUAUUGAAUAUGUGUGAAGGUGAACAGAGACGUCUGACAAUUCCAGCUGAUUUGGGAUAUGGAGAGCGUGGAGCACCACCAAAGAUACCACGUUAG